Ambispora leptoticha is the source of this 1155-nucleotide messenger RNA. The record is from the annotation of a GenBank genome assembly. NCBI's taxonomy places the organism in Eukaryota, Fungi, Glomeromycota, Glomeromycetes, Archaeosporales, Ambisporaceae.
AUGUCUCCAGCGGUUGAGCGACAGACUUUUCUCGACGAGGUAUGUAAUAGUUUAGGGGGAUUAGAUUUAAGGGAUGCAGCAACGGCAAUAGAGAAAAAAGUGAAUUCUAUCGAAGAUACAGAUUUGCUACGGCGCAUGCUAAUUCAAAAAGAACAAGAAAGAGACGACAUAGCGAGUAACUUAGAUAUAGCGGCAAGACUUGGAUUAGCUAUAUCGGAAAAAAACGAAGAAUUACAAAUGAAAUUGAACUUGGCGACUCAGGCUGAAGCUCAGGCUUAUUUCAAACUAUCGGCAUUAGAAGAAGAAAAUCGACUCCUAAUGUCCAAAGCUUCACGUAGCAAUGAGCUCGCAUCACAACUGAUAGCCAGCGAGGAACAAGUAAAAUCGCUACGGGAACACAAGGCAUAUCUUCAAAAGGAAUUAGAAGCAGCCCGACGAGAAUUAAAAAGAUUCCGAAAAGAAUUGGAUAGUUUGUCGGGUCAGAUGAAUGAUAUGGCCGAGGAUAUGAUUGACUCGCGAAGUAAAGUUAAUACGUACGCAAAGAAGUUGGCCGAGGUGGAGCAACAUCUAUCAGACACGCAGGAAAUGAAUGUCAAUCUCUCAAUACAAUUGGAAAAAUCACUAAGCUCUCAGAAAAUAUCCAGUGCCACGACAACACAAAUCGUAAAAAUGAUUCAAGCUGACCUCGGACGAGUAGUGUUGGAGAAUGAACAUCUUCGAGCGAGUAUUAAUGAAUUGGAGUCACGACAAGUUCAAUGUGAAGGCAAAUUGGGUGAAAUGAUAGUCAAUGCCCAAGAAUAUGCUCAUUUAUUGGAGGAAGCUCAGGAUACUAUACACUCGUUAAGUGAGACUCGACUAGAAUCUAAUAUUGAAAAUUUGGAAAUAUCACCUGGUCGAAGUCGCAGAACACUGUUCUCGACAGAAGUAGAACAACAACUCGAAAAGACUAUCGAGGAACGUCUAAAAUCCCAAAUGUCAUCACCACGACAAAAUUCCAAUUCGUCGGUUCCCGUAGAUAUGAAAAAGGCAGCUGCCGGACUAAAGUAUUUGUUAUCGGCUAGAGAAGUUGAGGGUAAAGAUGGUGGCAAAGGUAAAAGCCCUGAAAGACGACCGUUCGGUGGUGGUUAUGUUUUGCAUUCAUAUAAUGUUCGUUAA